Molecule: messenger RNA, 351 nt
Organism: Schistosoma margrebowiei
Lineage: Eukaryota; Metazoa; Platyhelminthes; Trematoda; Strigeidida; Schistosomatidae
Source: the annotation of a GenBank genome assembly
AUGCUAUUACAGUUGAAAAUUAAUUAUAAACAUUUGCCUGACGGCUUGUUUUUAUUUCAUGCUUCCCGUGAAAUUCUAGCGGAAUCCUAUAUGCAAAAUCCCAGUGAUAUAGUUUUGUCAACUGCAACACCGAAUGCAGAUAUUCAAUCCUAUCCUCAUAAAUCCAUUCAGCAUACUUCAAUCGAUAAUAUCGGUUCCAUAAAAGCUAGUGGUUGUCAGAUGUGCUCAUCAAUCAGUUGUAACAAUGAUCAAAAUACCGCAGAACUGUCAGCGAAUUGUAGUGAAAACUUUACUUCAAGAAGUUAUGUUAAUCGAUUUACAGCUUUGUCAGACGACAUGAGUAAAUUUUAA